This is a messenger RNA of Diabrotica balteata, 2057 nucleotides long. The record is from the annotation of a GenBank genome assembly. NCBI's taxonomy places the organism in Eukaryota, Metazoa, Arthropoda, Insecta, Coleoptera, Chrysomelidae.
CUGAAAUAAGCUUUGAAUCCAGUCUAUCGUGGCGGGAUGGGACUUCCUUCCAUCUUGGUUCAGAUUCUUUAGUAAGAAGCCGGCUAAAUUAGUGGGUUAAAAUAGAACAGAUAAAUUUAAAAAUAAAUCGUUUGUUUCACAAAGUUACGAUGUGUUAGCUGGAUAGAUCACCGUAAAUAUUUAAUCCCGGAAUGAAUUAGGUAUGAUGUUUUAAGAGUAGGCUUUAUCCAUUGUUGCUAGUCUAGUAUGAGGGAAUGGCGAAUAUCACCUAUACGAAUGUUAAUAUGAAAAUCUGCAUUUUCAUUGAAAAAUUUGAAGAUUAUUAUAUGUAGUUAUGCUGAUAAAUUUUUCUAGAUUAGCCAAAUUGUUGUUUGAACAAGUUUGUAAAGAAGGAAAUAGAGCUUAUGCACCACAGUUUGUAAAUAAUAAAGUGCUUUGUAAGACGAUGGCCGUACCUAGUAGAGCUAGAGUAUAUUCUGAUGUAAAUUCACAUAAGCCAAGAGAAUACUGGGAUUAUGAAAGUUAUGUUGUCGACUGGGGUCAACAAGAUGACUAUCAAUUGGUGAGGAAGCUAGGAAGAGGAAAAUAUAGUGAAGUGUUUGAAGCUAUCAAUGUAACAAAUAAUGAAAAAUGUGUAGUUAAAAUUUUAAAGCCUGUUAAAAAGAAGAAAAUAAAAAGAGAAAUAAAAAUUUUAGAAAAUCUAAGGGGAGGUACAAAUAUAAUCACUCUAGAAGCUGUCGUCAAGGAUCCUGUGUCCAGGACUCCUGCUUUAAUAUUUGAACAUGUCAAUAAUACUGAUUUUAAGCAGCUUUAUCAAACUCUGACAGAUUUUGACAUCCGUUAUUACUUGUACGAAUUAUUGAAAGCAUUGGAUUAUUGUCACAGUAUGGGUAUUAUGCAUAGGGAUGUAAAACCACAUAAUGUAAUGAUCGAUCAUGAAAAUAGGAAAUUGCGACUAAUAGAUUGGGGAUUAGCAGAAUUUUAUCAUCCCGGACAGGAAUAUAAUGUUAGGGUAGCUUCAAGGUAUUUUAAAGGACCUGAACUCCUUGUAGACUAUCAGAUGUAUGAUUAUUCCCUUGAUAUGUGGUCUUUGGGCUGUAUGCUAGCAUCUAUGAUUUUCAGAAAGGAACCCUUUUUUCAUGGUCAUGAUAAUUAUGAUCAAUUAGUCCGCAUAGCCAAAGUCCUAGGUACUGAAGAGCUUUUUGAAUAUCUUGAUAAAUAUCAUAUAGAGCUAGAUCCUAGAUUCAACGAUAUUUUAGGAAGACAUUCGAGGAAAAGAUGGGAAAGAUUUGUUCAUAGUGAGAAUCAGCAUUUAGUAUCACCCGAAGCUUUAGAUUUUCUGGAUAAACUAUUACGUUAUGAUCAUUUAGAACGCCUUACUGCACGUGAUGCGAUGGAUCAUUCAUAUUUCUAUCCCGUGGUUAAAGAGCAGUGCAGGAUGCUGUCUACAGUGUCAUCGUCUCCUACUCCAUUAACAGGAGUAGGUGAGUAGCGUGCAUAACAGUGAAGAACCUUAUCAUUUCAUGUGCUGUCAAAUUUGCCAUACACCAUCCAAUAUUUUUUUUCCAAGAUGAUGUAAUUUUCUCUCUGCAGCAAUGAUAUCCUACAUAUAUUUCCAUUAUGUAUAAAUAUUUUUUGUAUGGUUGAAAAUAAUUUCAAAUAACUGGCGUUCUUCACUUUAUGUUUAACUUAUUUCACUAAAUUUGAUGCAAAGGUAAACAUAUGUUUAAGGUUAGAUAUAGUUGUUACCAUUUACUAACGAAAGUUAUUUGAAAUUCUUUUUCUCUGGGUAUUGUUACAACGUUUUAUCUUAUUUAAUUAAUUUUCUUUUAUAACUCUGAUAGAAAUUAUUAGCAGCUAAAAUUACAGUUUGCGCAUACUUGAGGAGUCAUUUAUGGAGACAUAUGAGAAACAUACAGACAGUAACCUGCCUUCAGUGUAAUUUUUGACUAAAAAAAUCAAACAUUCCUUUUUAAAUUUUUAUCCUACUUGCUCUAGUUCGAAAUGUAACUAAUCCAAAUAGAUAUUGUUCUGAAGCUAUUUUCUUGUGUCAUCUA